GUGAUAAGAACUAUACAGAACUUCCUCUAGUAUCUUUAACACCGGCUACAUUAUUGAAACACAGUAGUUCUGCAGAAGUUAUUUGUGUUAUAGCAAAGAUGCUUCCAUUUGAAUAUUCUCUGAUGCUGGUAAUUUCUACGCACGGGCCUUGCAGUGUAGAAACCUUUAAUGCAAUAUUAGCAAUUGAUGUGUUGAAGAAAACCGUACUUGGUACAAAAUGA
Molecule: messenger RNA, 221 nt
Organism: Racocetra persica
Lineage: Eukaryota; Fungi; Glomeromycota; Glomeromycetes; Diversisporales; Gigasporaceae
Source: the annotation of a GenBank genome assembly